GGCCUAUUCUUCUAGUCCAAUAUUAAAGAAAUAAAAUUAAAAUUAAAUCUCCAUUUCUCCUCCAUCUCUCUGUCGCCGCGAAAUUGCCGCCGCCGUGACCUCCACCUUUGCCACCUUCCUUCUAUGUCUAGUUAUUGUCUUCUCCCUUCUCCAACUCCAUCAAUUUGCAGCUCAAGUUCAAGCAAGAAAUUCAUUCGCUUAAUAUUACUGUGAACCAAGCUGUUAGAAUUAUGAUGACACGAAGAAGCAUUAUAUGUUCGAUAAGGUGAUAAAUUGUGGAAGUUGUGAGUUUGUCUCUUGACUGAAUAAAAUGGAAAUGCAGUUAUGUUUGGAGAAAAUAAAUGUCAGUCUCUGUGGUGUAAAAGACCCGAGCUCAAGCUACAAAGGAAGGAAUAAGGUUCAAGAGUGAGAGAAUAAGUAAAUCGAAGUUGUUGGGCAUGCAAAGACGACUACCCGUCUGUAAGGGUGGGAUUUCUUUAGACUAUCUGUCAAGGUCAAGUGGCAUCCUCUUCCAUUGUUAUAGUGUGAGCUGCACUAGAAAUUUGGGUUAUGGCAAUAAUGAAAGAACCAGAGAGAUUGAUGUUGAGGGGCUAUUUAGAGCUUGCACAAAACCUGAGGAUAUCAAGCACCUUCAUGCUCUCCUUACUGUAUCAGGGAAAGCUAAAAGCUCAUUUGUCGCCACCAGGCUUAUCAAUAUGCAUUCCUAUUUUGGCAAUGUUUCCUUGUCUCGGUGUACUUUUGAUCAAGUCCGAGACAAGGAUUCUUACACUUGGAACUCAAUGAUAUCAGCUUAUGUCCGAAACCGCCAGUCCAGUAAAGCAGUGAAAUGUGCAUUUGAGAUGUUGUCAAGAACUGAUGUUAGACCUGAUUUUCAUACUUUCCCCCCUGUGUUGAAAGCUUGUAGUGCUUUAAUUGAUGGGACAAGCUUGCAUUGCUGUAUUUUGAAAUCAGGGUUGGAAUGGGAUGUGUUUGUGGCUUCUUCCUUGGUGCAUAUGUAUUGCCGUUUUGAAUUUGCUGGUAAAGCAUAUACAAUUUUCAAGGACAUGCCAUUUCGUGAUACAGGAUGUUGGAAUUCUAUGAUUUCUGGAUUUUUCCAGAAUGAUAAUGCUAAAGAGGCAUUAAGUAUCUUGGAUGACAUGUUACUGGAGGGAGUGAAGAUGGAUUCAGUGACCGUUGCUACUAUACUCUCAGUUUGUGCGCAACUGAAUGACUUAUUAAGGGGGAUGUUGAUCCAUUUAUUUGUCAUAAAACAUGGUUUGGAGUUUAAUGUAUUUGUUUCCAAUGCCUUGAUUAAUAUGUAUGCCAAAUUUGGUGAAUUAAAAUGUGUCCUAAACGUCUUUGACCAUAUGAGUGUCAGAGAUAUAGUGUCAUGGAACUCCAUAAUUGCAGCAUAUGAGCAAAAUAAUCACCCAUAUGUUGCAAUCAAGUUCUUCCAUCGGAUGCAAGCGAAUAAAGUUCAACCAGAUUUGCUAACUGUAGUCAGCUUGUCUUCCUGUGUUGCUCAAAUGAAGGACCCUUUAUGGGUUAAAUCUGUUCAUGGAUUCAUCACAAGGAAGUGUUGGAUCACAGAAGAUAUAGUGAUUGGAAAUGGUGUUAUUGACAUGUAUGCCAAAUUAGGUAUUACUGAUUCUGCACGGAGGGUUUUUGAGAGGCUUUCUUAUAAAGAUGUGAUCUCGUGGAAUACAAUGAUCACGGGCUAUGCUCAAAAUGGUCUUGCUGCUGAUGCUGUUGAGGUAUACAAUUGGAUGAAAGAAAAUGAGGAUUUGAAACCUAACCAAGGAACACGGGUCGCCAUUUUACUGGCAUAUUCUCAUCUUGGAGCUUUGAAAGAUGGAAUGAAAAUCCAUGGUGAGGUGCUCAAGGAAAACCUUGAGUUGGAUGUCUUUGUCGGUACUUGUCUUGUUGACCUGUAUGGGAAAUGUGGGAGGUUGAGUGAAGCGAUAUCCUUAUUUUAUCAGGUAUCUAGGGAAACCUCUGUACCUUGGAAUACCAUUAUCUCAUGUCAUGGACUUCAUGGACUUGGAGAGAAAUCAUUGAAAUUCUUUGAGGAAAUGUUAAACGAAGGAGUGAAGCCAGAUCACGUGACCUUUUUAUCUUUAUUGAAUGCUUGUAGCCAUUCCGGUUUGGUUGAUGAGGGAAAAUGGUGUUUUCAAGUGAUGCAGCAAGAAUACAAAAUGAUGCCUACUUUGAAGCACUAUGGUUGUAUGGUAGACAUGUUUGGUAGGGCUGGACUUUUAGAAACUGCAUAUAACUUCAUUGAGAGCAUGCCUAUGAAACCUGACGCAUCCGUAUGGGGAGCUCUGCUUGGCGCUUGCAGAAUCCAUGGAAAUGUGGAGAUGGGUAGAAAAGCCUCGAGUCACUUGUUUGAACUUGAUUCACAAGAUGCUGGACACUAUAUUUUGCUGUCAAAUCUUUAUGCAAACUUUGGACGAUGGGAAGGGGUGAAUGAAGUGAGAUCACUGGCUCGGGAUAGAGGCUUGUGGAAGACUCCAGGGUGGAGCUCAAUUGAACUGAAUAACAAGAUAGAAGUCUUUUAUUCUGGCAAUCAGUCUCACCCACAGUAUGAAAAGAUACUUGAAGAACUAGGAAAAAUAAAUGCUAAGAUAAAAGGCCUUGGUUAUACCCCCGACACUAGUUUUGUACUACAGGACGUUGAAGUGGAUGAGAAAGAAAAUAUCCUUGCACACCACAGCGAAAGAUUGGCUAUUAUCUUUGGCAUUCUCAACACACCACCUAAAACUUGUAUUAGGAUAUACAAGAAUCUGCGUGUAUGUGGGGACUGUCAUAGUUUCACAAAGCUCAUAUCAAAACUCACAGAAAGAGAGAUUAUCGUGAGGGAUUCUAAUCGUUUCCACCACUUCAAAGAUGGGCUUUGUUCCUGUGGUGAUUAUUGGUGACAUGUUGAAUAGCUGUCUGAAUUGAAAAUCUCCAUUGAUAUCGUUAUCUGUUCAAGAAGACGAGAAGUUCCCGAUGUAUCAUGUAAGGGGGAUGCAUGUGCAAGGCUUAGCCUAUUUUGGUGCUCUGUCUAUUGAAAUGAGGUACUUUUUCAAACUAAUUUCUAGUUCAUGCUGGUGCGACUUAUCUUUAGCAGUUAAGUAAUUAAGUUAGCCAAGUACACCGUUGAUAUAUAUGUAGCUGCUUUACUCAUCUGAUCCCCUAGCAGCUGUUAUAGUUGCUUCAAAAUUUUGUUGUGGGGGAAAUUCCUUGAUCUCAAUAAGCCUGCUGCUGUUUCAAGCUAACCCUCAUAUUUGUCCUUCUUCUUCAUCAGUCCAUGUUGCACCUAACUCCACUAGGGUUUCUGGUUGUGUAUUAUAUACUGAGUUUUAUCUAUGCAAUUAUCUUCAAGAGAAUUUGUGAAUACUUCUUGAUAUUUACUGCCUAUUUUGAUUUGUUGUUUAUCCUUUCUUACAAUUCAACUUUUAGCCUCUCUUUUUGGUUAAACUACAUAUGUGAUUCUUGUGUGUGUUUCUGGUUAUGAACCUUUUAACAUUAAGGAAACAACAUAGUAUCAUAUUAGCUUUCAAUUACAGAACGAUUUGAAUUUAACCAAUCGAAACAAGUUCCACAAUUUACAUUACUUAAGAAAACCUCAUCAGUGAAUGUCUCUUUGAUAAAGCAUUAACACAUAUCCAUCCUAUUUGAAUCUGAAUCGUGAGGAAGGUAAAUCAUCCUUGUCAUGGAUCUUGAUCAUCAUAGCCCUCAUCCUCAAAAUACUGAAAAAAAGCAAAGAUCUACAUGUCAAUUUCAACCAUGCACCUUAAAAGAAAAUGCUCUGAUAAUGUCAUAUUUAGGUAAAAGGGUUUAUACAAUCCCUCAUCAGAAUAAAAACUUCCACUAGAUGAUGACUUUAAAGCAAUGCAGAUAACUUGAAGAGUGUAGUUUCCCAUAUCUUUUUGUUCCUCUCGUAUCAGCUCAGCUGACUCCACUAAAGACUUCUUCGCAUAACCCUUAAUCUCUAUCAAUUCAAGAGGUGGAAUUUCUCCAAUAUCAUUUGGAAUCUCAUUGAGAAAACUACAAGAAUAAAGCAGCAGGCGUUUGAGCCUCGGGAAAUGGAUGCUUUCAGUGAUCAAAUGCUCAAACCUCGAAUCUUCAACCAGAAGAACUUCUAAGUCUGGAAAUGCUCCUUCCCUUGUCUCCCAUGUGCCGCCAUCACAAGUACAACCUUUUAGUUUAAGUACUUGAAGAUUUGGCAAUGAACCAACAACAACUAUGUCGUUCCAAGGGAAUUUCAGCGCCUUCAAAGUCAGCUUCUUCAGCAUACUUGGAAAAGUGAACCUAUAGUAUUUUGGCCGAGAUCGUACACAAUGGCCUGCAUAUAUUUCCAAAUUCUCAAGUUUAUGCAGAUGUCCCAAAUCAUCCAAACAAGCUGGAGCUCCACUAUGAACACGGCCUGAACAAUCAAUCUUCAACUUAUUCAGGUUUGGAAUCAUUUUCAGGACCCUUUCACGGCAACUCCAAUGAGAUACAUAGGACAGCGUUUGUAGGCUUUCUAGAGAACAAGCUACUUCAUUUGGAUCAUGAAAAUGAAUUGUACCAUAAAAGUAAACAUGUCUUAACUGUGGCAUGCCCCAACUCAACCAGAUAUCAUAAGCUUUGGCAAAGCCGUGCUUGGUUUGCUCACGAAUGAUCAAAGUUUGCAGAUUUUGAAGCUUUGAUAAGGUUGUAGGAAUGCCAUGAACAAAUCUAAUGUCAAGAUAUCUUAAAUGGAAGAGCUCAUACAAUUGAGCUGGAAAUGGUGAGCAUUCCACAUCAACUACUUCUGCAUCAAACACUCUCAGCAAUCUGACUCUCUUGAGACACUCCAGAUUUACCAAACGGUAUGUGGAGCAUUUGAUGGAAUGGAUGGUUGAGCCAUCACAUCUCGAAAGAAAUCCCUCAUCAGAUCGUGGAGACGACAACUUUUGACUCCGCCAUUACAUUUCCUCUUUGUGAUCAAAACAAGGUUUCUCUUGACGAGAUCCUCCAAGCACUCUUCUCCCACCUUUUCAAAGGAUUCAGAGUCUAUUGGAUAUCUCACAAAGCCCUCAGCGACCCAUAAUUUGAUGAGUUUCUGUGCCUGGAUCUCAUGAUCUUCCGGAAAGGAUCCCAUGUACAAGAAACAUGGCCUCAAAUAUUGAGGUAAGUGGACAUAGCUCAAAGAUAGUAUAUCUCCAAUCUGUCCAUGUUCCACAGUAUCUGCAAGUUUCACAUUCUCAGCAAUGUUCUUCCACGAAGCUCGAUCCCGCCUGGCUGUGGAUAGAAGUCCAGCAAUCACCACAAUAGCAAGAGGCAACCCUUUGCACCUUCCUGCAAUCUCCUUCCCAAUGCUUUCCAAUUCGCGAGGAAAAUCUUCAUCUGCAAACACCUUCUGCUUCAAAUGAUUCCAACUUUGGUCUGCAUCCAAUAAUCCCAACUCGUAGAGCUUGCACGAAGGAUCGGGGUAGGAAGCCACACCAUACAACCUUGUGGUUAGCAUGACACGGCUUCCAUUACCAUUAUCAGAUAGGGAUGACAUACAGCUUUUUGGAUGGCUCUCCACAGAUCCGGUCCUUUAGAUCCAACACAUACUCUUCCAAACAAACCAUGUCAUCUUUGUGAAUGAGAGGAGCAGUUGAAGUUGAUGAUGAGCUAUGAGCACCACGUUGAAUGCUUUUAUAUCUCGAGGUAUCUUCAAUUUCAUUCACUUCUUUAUCGAUCAAAUCAAUCUCCUUGAUCACAUUUUGCAGCUGUGCUAGUUCAUGUUUUUCACUUGGAUGGUCUUCAUCAGGAGUUGGAUAAACAUUUUCCAACGCAAGAUAUUCUAAGAUAUCUUCUGCUGCAUUUGCUAAAUCCCUCAUUCUCCCUUCCAAACUGUUGAAUUUGUCUGGAAAGUUAUCGAGGAAGUCUUGAAAGGGAGUGACAUAUUCAAGGAGAGGUGUGAUUUGUUGAUUCUCUUCAAGGGAGAUGGAAUAUAGAUUACUAUUGAGGGUUUGGUUUAUAGUGUUUGUGAGGGAGACAAGAGCUGCAUAAGCCAUCUCUGUUCAUACAGAGAAAAAAGUUGCUCAGCUUGAUUGGUGUUUCAUUUUUUUCAUACAAAGGUUGAAUGUGUGGUGUUAAGAAAAAGGGGAUAUCCACUUGAUUUGUUUAUACUACUAUUUCUUUUUAUUUCUCA
Molecule: messenger RNA, 6130 nt
Organism: Salvia splendens (bonfire salvia)
Lineage: Eukaryota; Viridiplantae; Streptophyta; Magnoliopsida; Lamiales; Lamiaceae
Product: pentatricopeptide repeat-containing protein At4g33990
Exons: 7
Coding region: 438-2897 (819 amino acids)
Biological process (GO): RNA modification
Molecular function (GO): RNA binding; zinc ion binding; protein binding
Source: RefSeq, a predicted model, not a curated record